ACUCUCACACAUGGAAUGUCCACUUCCUACUCGCUGUAAAGCAAUAACUGUUGCAAUCAGCCUGAGGAAACAGUACAAAACACAGAUAUUGCAGCAUUUUUUUCUGCUAUGAACUAAGAGGCGGGUCACAGUUUACUGGGAGAAAACUGCUGCAAGGAGCUCCGGACUGUACCGCAAAAUGAUACUGCUCACACAGGAAUUAUAAGAUGCCCCUGUUACCUGCAACAAAAGGAGACUUUUGAGAGAAUGCUCAGCUUCAGGCUCGCCUAUAUCUUCUCGUAUAACCUGUUCCAGUUCUGUGGACAUACAUGGAUACUGGCCAAUAACAUAGCCAGGUUUCUCACAUUUGGUAAAGAUGCCUUAGCAGACACAUUUUACUCAGUGGGCUUUGUGAUGAGUCUGUGUCAGUUGCUUUCCAUCCUGGAGCUCCUCCAUAUCGCAGAUGGGAUUGAGAAAGCAAGACUCCUUCCUCGCUUUGUGCAAGUUAUGGAGAAGAACAUUCUGCUGAUCAUGGUUAUCUUGCUGGAGGAGUUCCAGAGUAAACCAGUUGUUUUUGCACAGUUGUUCUUGUGGAACAUUCUGGACCUCCUACGGUACCCACAUGAGCUGCUGUGUGUUAUGGAUACACCCUCCAUCGCCAUGCUGUGGAUAAGAUACACACUCUGGAUCCCCAUAUACAUCCUGACAGUGGCCAUUGAAGGUUUCACUAUCUACCAGGUCCUGCUCCAUGUUGAGCCAACAGCAGCAGACUCAUCCCCUCUGAAAGCUACACUGUCAACACACAUUCACCUUCCCUUCCUCCUGAUGGUCUACCUGCCUUUUCUGGCUCUCGGGGCCUCUGUUACAGUCUGGCAACUACUGAAGGAGAGACAUCACCAACUGGGGAAAUGGAACAAGAAGAUGAAAAGGAAAUGACACGUAAAGACUGCAUGUUAGGACGGAAUUCCCUCUGAAGUUUAUUGUGUAUACCAUGCUGUUACUUAUAAAAAUUCAGCAAGUUUGUUGUGCAGAUAUGCGAACAUUUAAAAUGAUAGUUAAUGGAAGAUCUUGAACUGAAGAGCCAUAGAAUGAAAUUCAACAUCAUUAAAUAUGUGAACUUUU
Eleginops maclovinus (Patagonian blennie) is the source of this 1101-nucleotide messenger RNA. It is a transcript of the gene hacd4, whose product is annotated as 3-hydroxyacyl-CoA dehydratase 4. NCBI's taxonomy places the organism in Eukaryota, Metazoa, Chordata, Actinopteri, Perciformes, Eleginopidae. The record is from RefSeq and is a predicted model, not a curated record. The coding region runs from base 247 to 915 and encodes 222 amino acids. Gene Ontology annotation, cellular component: endoplasmic reticulum membrane. The transcript is spliced from 7 exons. Gene Ontology annotation, molecular function: 3-hydroxyacyl-CoA dehydratase activity. Gene Ontology annotation, biological process: sphingolipid biosynthetic process; very long-chain fatty acid biosynthetic process; fatty acid elongation.